Molecule: messenger RNA, 899 nt
Organism: Rhagoletis pomonella (apple maggot)
Lineage: Eukaryota; Metazoa; Arthropoda; Insecta; Diptera; Tephritidae
Product: zinc finger protein 706-like
Exons: 3
Coding region: 255-488 (77 amino acids)
Source: RefSeq, a predicted model, not a curated record
GUGAAGCAGAAAUCCACGAAUUCACUUUUUAGCAAAGCACAAAAGCAGCACGGGAGAAAUUGAUUACAAAAAUUCAGUUGCAAAUAAUUUCGGAUAUAAUAAAAGACAUAAAAUACAGUGCUUUUUAUUUUAGUGCCGUGUUUCACUCGAAUUGCUAUUGCAUUUUAUGAAUAUUGUAUUUUUCAAGAGGGGAUCAACCACGCUGUAAAAUUUAACUAAUAGUAAGACGUGUUAUUUAACAAAACAUCAACAAAAUGGCUCGCGGACAUCAAAAAAUUCAAUCGCAAGCCAAGGCUCAAGAAAAACAAGCCAAAAUGAAGAAGCAGCAAGGCCACAGUGCCACUGAUCAGAAGAAGGCAGCACAAAAGGCGCUCGUUCAUGUAUGCGCGGUUUGCAAGUCGCAAAUGCCCGAUCCAAAAACGUACAAACAACACUUUGAGAAUAAACAUCCCAAAAAUGAGAUGCCGCUAGAUUUGAAGGAUGUAUAAGCGGAGUUGUGUUAACACUAUUGUCAGCGCUUCAGUUAUUCACAUUGACAUUGCCAAAAUCAUGAUAAAAAGUUUGAAUACACUAGUAGGAAUAUCAUGGAGUUACAUGAUCUACCCCGGCGAUGACGAAACUGAACUUUUUUUUAUUUAUUAAACAGUGAUUUUUUGGUAUACAAAAUUAGUGAAAUAUUUUUCUUUGCUACUUGAAAACAAACUAAUAAAAUGCACCCAAAAUUAAACAAAAAGAAAAAAAAAAAUAAUGCAUAAAUUUUGUAAUAGCACAUGUGUACAUACAUGCAUACGUGAAGUGGUUUGUUACUGCCGCGCUGCUGCUUUGCUUCCGAUGUCUUUAAACGCAAAAGAAAAAAACAAUAAAAACAAUUGCAAUUGAUUGCAGCUUUUUUAUAAUAA